This is a messenger RNA of Symbiodinium natans, 582 nucleotides long. Lineage: Eukaryota; Dinophyceae; Suessiales; Symbiodiniaceae. The record is from the annotation of a GenBank genome assembly.
AUGUCGCUGAAGCUGCAGAAGCGGCUUGCCGCAUCCAUCCUGGGAUGCGGCAAGAACCGCGUAUGGCUGGACCCCAACGAGACCAAUGAGCUUUCCAUGGCCAACUCGCGCUUCAACAUCAGGAAGAUGAUCAAGGACGGCCUGAUCAUCCGCAAGGCGGUGAAGAUGCACUCGCGCUCCCGGGUGCGAAAGAACUUGGAGGCCAAGCGCAAGGGCCGACACACCGGCAUCGGAAAGCGAAAGGGUACCCGUGAGGCACGAAUGCCCACGAAGGUGCUGUGGAUGCGCCGCCAGCGCGUCCUGCGCCGUCUCCUGCGCAAGUACCGACAGCAGAAGAAGAUCGACAAGCGAAUCUACCACUACUUCUACCGCCACGCCAAGGGUAACUGCUACAAGAACAAGCGCGUGCUGAUGGAGGCCAUCCAUGCCAAGAAGACCGAGAAGAUGAAGGAGAAGGCCUUGCAGGAGCAGUCCGAGGCACGCAAGGAGAAGGCGCGCCUGGCCAAGGAGAAGAAGCUCCUGAAGAAGGCUGAUGCCGCAAGGACCGAGGAGGAGGGCUGGCAGCAGGCGAAGAAGCGAUAG